GCAGCACGCCACACGCCACGUUGGAAGACUUGACGGGUCGUCGCAUCCCGUUGAACUCGUCGUGUGCUGUGUUUUGCGCACUGGAAAAGUUUUUCUCGUUCACGGCUGCGUCCGAGCGCGAAUCAAGAUGAAAGUCAAAGAGCUGCUGAAGACAGUGAACGUAGCAUGGUCCCCGCCAGCUCAGCAUCCCAUUAUGCUAGCUGCCGGGUCAGCGGCACAGCAGUUAGAUACCAGUUUCAGUACUUCUUAUAGUUUAGAUCUAUAUUCACUAAAUCUGCAACAGCCGGGAUAUGAAAUGGAACUAAAUGCCAGUAUCCCUAGUGAUCAUAGGUUUCACAAAAUUGUCUGGGGAUCCUGUGGAAAUAAAUCAGCAGGUAUAAUUGCUGGUGGUUGCGAGGAUGGUACUAUACAAAUAUAUUCUGCUGCAAAAUUAUUGGCCAGAGAAAACAAUUGCUUGAUAAGCAAUCCUCAUAAGCAUUCUGGUCCUGUCAGGGCAAUGGAUUUUAACCCUUUCCGAAAUCAGCUUGCUACAGGUGCGACAGAUAGUGAGAUCUUUGUUUGGGACAUUAAUACAAGCACGCCAACAAUCAUCUCUAAGAGUCAACAGUUAGAGGAUGUUCAGCAUAUCGCUUGGAACAAACAAGUACAUUUGCAACAGAUUCUUGCUUCGACGUUUUCACAAUGCUGCAUUAUCUGGAAUACGAAAGAAAAGAAACCAGUAUUCAAACUGACAGAUACAAAUACAAGGGUACGCUGGAAAGUUGCUCAGUGGCAUCCAGAGAUCGGAACACAAUUGUGCUUGGCAUCUGAAGAUGAUCAGACACCUAUUAUUGAAGUAUGGGACGUAAGAUUUCCAACGUCACCUUUAAAAGCUCUACAAGGUCAUCAUCGUGGUGUUCUUUCAAUUGCAUGGAAUCCGCGCGAUCCUGAUUUACUUUUAAGUUGUGCCAAAGAUAACAGAAUCUUAUGCUGGAAUCCCAACUCAAAUGUAUUGAAUGGUGAAAUUGUAUGUGAAUUAGCCCAAACGGCUCAAUGGAACUUCGAUGUGGCUUGGUGUCCGAGAAAUCCAGCAUUAAUUGUUGGCAGCAGUUUUGAUGGUCAUGCUGCUGUCUACUCUUUACUAGGUGGACAACAGCAAAACACAUCUAACAAAAUAGAAUCAUUCCCAGGAAUGGAUCCUUUUUCUACACAGCAUACAGUACAAACACCCGCAGUAUUAACGAAAGCUCCUAAAUGGUUAAAGAGACCAUUUGGAGCAUCAUUUGGAUUUGGUGGUAAAUUGGCAAUUUUUGAAAAUCAGCCUGUUGAUAAGAAAUCAAACAAGGAUGAAAGUAAUAAAGUUAUUAUAGCGCAAGUAAUUGUACAACCCAAUCUUAUUCAACGUUCCAACAAAUUAAAAGCAACAUUAGAAACCGAGCAAUUCAGUGAUUUUUGUAAAGAGAAGAUGGAUAAUUCUUCAGAUGAGCAUAUUAAGAAAAUUUGGAGAUGUGUAUGUGCUUACUUUGAUGAAGAAGUAACGAAAAGUAUAUUAGAGCUAUUGGGUUAUAAUAUCGAAAUGAUGAAUAAUAAGCUGAAUAAAUUUGUACCUCAAGAUGAUAUAAACAAUAUCACAGAAAGUGUCUCUAAUCUUAAUAAUGUGUUAAAUGGAAAUGUACCUGGCAGUACUGCAUUUGAUGCCAUGGCACAAGAGAAAAGCAAAAAAAUAGUCAUCAAAAAACUUGCAGAUAGUACUUACACCAUAAAUACUUCUGAUGAUGAGGAUGGUCUUAUCACUCAAGCCAUUCUAUUAGGAAAUAUUGAAGCUGCUGUAUCUUUGUGCUUUACUAGCAAAAGAUAUGCCGACGCCAUAAUUCUUUCGAUGGCUGCUGGUCCUGAUCUAUUAGCGCGCACCCAGUACAGAUACUUCUUAGAAAACUCCAGUUCAUUAAAUUCUCUCAUCAAUUCAUUAGUUAGUGAGAAUUGGGCAGAAAUUGUCAAGAAUAGUGAUAUAAAAUCCUGGAAGGAAGUACUGGUUGGUAUAUUUACACAUUCCAAUACACAGGAACGACCUAUUUUAUGCGAUAUGCUUGGCGAUCGCUUGACGUUAUGUGAGAACCCUGCUCUUAAGAAACAAGCACAAAUAUGUUAUAUUUGUUCUGGCAACUUGAAUAAAUUGAUCGAAGUGUCUGAUUCUGAUAUUCAAGAAAUAGUUGAAUUGAUCGUAAUAAUGCAGAAAGCCUUGGAACUUCAAGGUAUCAGAGAAAUUCAAAUAGAAAAUAAAAUUGCUACUGUCUUAUCUCAGUACGCUGAAAUGCUGGCCGCAGAAGGCGAUCUGGAAGCUGCCUUGAAUUAUCUCGGGAACAGUCAAGAGCAAAGAGUUUCGAUGUUAAGGGAUCGUUUGAUUAAAGCUUUAAAUUACAGACAAGAUCAAAGGCAUGUUACAAAACCUACAACUCAGAACUACUAUCAAGAACAGACACAAAGAAUGCCGCAGAAUUCGCAAGGCAUAUAUAAUCCGCUGCAGCAACCAUUACAGCAAACGAUGCCUGUACAGAACUGGAACACAGCUCCACUGAAACAAACUUAUGGAGCUACAAAUCAAUUUAAUGCUCAGCCAGCUCAGAUGUACGGAAUGCCUCCUCCUCCUCAACCUCAAGCGCAAUCUACAAUCUACGACCAAUAUUCUACGUCACAUCCGUACAAUCAAAUUCCCGUAGCGCAAUCGUCAAAUCCUCCUCCUCCACCUCCACCAACAUCCAGUUCUAAUUUGAGUAGCUCGAGACCAUCCAGUGUCGGACCUCAAUCGAGAACAAAGUAUCUGCUAGAUCCAUCUGUAAAAGCCACUCCAUCAUAUAAUCAGAAUACUUUCCCGCCGUCAAAUCCAUUGUACAAGCAAGUCCCGCCUGUUUCUGUUUACUCUCCGCAAAGUUCAUAUCAAUCGCAAGGUCCUGUGCCGGGUAAUGUUUAUUCCAAUCAACCGCCAAGUUUUAUGAAUAAUCCAAAUCCUAAAGAACCAGAACCAUACAAGCCGUUGCAGCCAAACAUAAUGUCGCCAUUGCAAAAUGUGUCUCAGACUCAAAUGUACGAUCCUAUUAGAUCUCAGCCUACUUCACAAACGCAGACAUACGGAAGCGAAAAUAUGUAUCAACAAUUACCAUCGCAAUUACCAUCACAAUUUCCAACGCAAUCAUCUGGAUGGAAUGAUCCACCCAUUGCAAAAAGUUCCAGAGCACAGCCGAAAACAGACUAUCAAUCACAAAAUCCAAUCAUGCAUCCAUUACAAACUAAUCAACCAGAAUCGAAUCCCUUACCUCAAGAUAAUUUUUAUCAAGAGCAACCUCCGGCACCUUAUAAUUCGCAAUUCAGGCAAAACCUACCGAAUGUGGCACCACUUAAUAAACCAGUUGAAUCAUUACAAUCUGCAAUGCCUACAAUGCCUGCAAUGCCUGCAGUGCCUGCGAUGCCUGCAAUGCCUGCAAUACCUGCAAUGCCUCCAAUGCCUGCAAGAGCAGUGGAAGCUGAAAAACCUACACCAAUACCUGAGCAACAUAUGCAUUUAAAAACGAUAUUGGACGAAUUAAAAAAUCAAUGUUAUGAAAAUGCAAAAAAUCCACAAAUCAAAAGAAAGAUAGAAGAUGUAUCAAAGAAAUUGGAAGUGUUGUACGAUUGUCUUAGAGAGAAUAAGUUAUCUCAGAAUACUUUGCAAGUUUUGCAUCAAAUAUCACAGAUGAUUCAAAAUGGCAAUUAUACAGGCGGAUUGGACUUACAUACGCAAUUAGUAUCAGGACCAGAUUUUAGUCAAAUAGCUUCCUUUAUGCCUGGAAUUAAAGUAUUACUUCUAAGUGCCCUUCAAUUGAGCGUUUAUAUUAGAUAGAAUGCUCAAAAAUUAUACACACAAAUUGUUUAUAUACAUUCAUUAUGAAUUUUUAUAAUUCUAGAAAGCCUUAAUGAAAGAAUUAUUUCUGUUAUAUUAAUUCUGAAUAACAUUUGAUACUAGGUAAUCAACAAUAUAGAGUAUCCAUAUAA
Pogonomyrmex barbatus (red harvester ant) is the source of this 4005-nucleotide messenger RNA. RefSeq names its product COPII coat complex component secretory 31 (gene Sec31). The record is from RefSeq and is a predicted model, not a curated record. NCBI's taxonomy places the organism in Eukaryota, Metazoa, Arthropoda, Insecta, Hymenoptera, Formicidae. Gene Ontology annotation, molecular function: structural molecule activity; protein binding. Gene Ontology annotation, biological process: COPII-coated vesicle cargo loading; endoplasmic reticulum organization; endoplasmic reticulum to Golgi vesicle-mediated transport. Gene Ontology annotation, cellular component: endoplasmic reticulum exit site; COPII vesicle coat.